GUUUAUUUGCUCUUUAGUAGAAGUUACCGCCAGAUUUACAUCAUGUUUAGAAUAGCUCAAGUGUCAAGAGGAAGUGUGCAGUUAUCCAGAAGGAUACUUGCAUCCAAUGGACUGGCAUCACCAGUGUUUAAAAGAUACAACAGCCAAUCACAAAUAAAACACCAAUUGGACAACACAAAGGCAUACCUCAAGAAGGUCAAGGUGGAAGACUCAAAGGAGUCCGAACAGGUGUUGGCAUACUUUCGAAAAGCCGGGGUGGUGACUGCUGGUGGGAUCUUGCUUUUCUAUGCAUACGCCAUCACGGUGCAGAUGCUCAACAAGGAAGACGAAGAGCCGGAAGUGGUGCCUGUCUUGUCUCAGGAUGUAAGAUAUAGGUAGACUUCCUCAGUAAAUAGGCGAGCUUGUAAAUAGAAAUAGAAAAAGAA
Molecule: messenger RNA, 425 nt
Organism: Spathaspora passalidarum NRRL Y-27907
Lineage: Eukaryota; Fungi; Ascomycota; Pichiomycetes; Serinales; Debaryomycetaceae
Exons: 1
Coding region: 43-378 (111 amino acids)
Source: RefSeq, a predicted model, not a curated record